AUGGCGCCGUGUCACGACGGGAUCCGCAAGGUCAUCGAGCGCGAAAUGUUGCGCCUGCGCUCGACCUACGGCGCCGAGGCGAUCCCGGUCGCCUCGUCGCGCGCGCUUUCGGCGCUCGGGCACGGCGCGCUCAGGGCCAAGGUCGUGCUCGUCACGGGUGGGACCAAGGGGCUUGGGAGGGAGUUUGCGCUGAGGGCCGCGAGGGAGGGAGGGGCGAGGUUGGUCGUCGGCGCGAGGGGGGAGCGGGGCGUGCGCGAGGUGGUGGAGGAGAUCGAGGCGGGCGGCGGCGAGGCGACCGGGCUCGCGACCGACGUGACGAGCUGGGAGUCGCAAGUCGCGCUCUUCGACCACGCCAUCGCGACCUUCGGCCGCAUCGACGUCGUCGUUGCCAACGCCGGCGUGUUCGAGAUGGGCAGCUUCCUCGACGACGAGGUCGACGCCGACGGCAAGCUCACGAAGCCGGACUUGGGCACGAUCGACGUCGACAACGCCUCGACCGGCCCCAAGGCGCUCGUCAUCCUCGGGAGCCUGACCUCGUUCGUCGCGACGCCCGGCUGCCCGCUCUAUGCGACGAGCAAGCACGCCCUACUCGGCCUGCAGCGCGCUCUACACACCGAGAGCGAGGCGGCAGGUAUCUCCGUCGUUCUCGUCGCGUCCGGCCCCGUCCCGACCGACAUCUUUGGCCCGCUCCGCCCCAUGAUCGAGCAGCUGCCUCACAUCAAGCUGAGCGACACGGUCGACGCCAUGCUGUUUGCGGCGAGCAGCCCGAGCGAGGAGAAGCUCGGCGGAUGCACCCUCGCGACCGACACAGCUGGCAUCUUCCGCAUCCCGUUCGUGCAGGCGUACCGCGAGUGA
Rhodotorula graminis WP1 is the source of this 855-nucleotide messenger RNA. RefSeq lists its product as uncharacterized. The coding region runs from base 1 to 855 and encodes 284 amino acids. The transcript has 9 exons. Gene Ontology annotation, cellular component: membrane. Lineage: Eukaryota; Fungi; Basidiomycota; Microbotryomycetes; Sporidiobolales; Sporidiobolaceae. Gene Ontology annotation, molecular function: oxidoreductase activity. The record is from RefSeq and is a predicted model, not a curated record.